UGAAGCUUUUUCCGUCGAGAUGCCUCGAGGAAAGUCCCAUCGUCGAUCGGAAGCUGCAAAAAGGAGAGUAGAGGCAGUCCGGCUCGAACGAGUUGGGAUACCCAAGGCCUCCAGCGACUUUGAACCACAGCGUGGCACAGGCGUGCGGCACGCUGUGCGAAAAUGGCCAGUUAGUGAAGUGACUAAUCACUGUCACAAGCUGGUCGUUCCAGAGGGAUUGCCCAAUAAGAAAUUUGUUCUUCUGAUUGGUGCGUCCCACUUGCGCUCUUUGGUGGACGGCAUUGUUGAGAUGGCAAGCGGCUGCUUGCAGUUUGGAUUUAUUUCGACUCCUGGUGCUCACGCAGCCGACCUGCGUCUCGAGGUGUUGAAUGCCGUCGUACCUCGAGAGCCUGACGCUGUCUGCGUCAUGGCUCCAUCAAACAACCUUACGGCCAGUCGUCACCCAGAAGAAGCCGGACAGGAAUUUGAGCGGUACCUAUUGGCUGUCUGUUCUCGUUGGCCUAAGGUUUUUUGUACCGGCUUCGUCCCCCGCCUGACUGAGUCCAGAGAGAAGCAGGAGUGGUUCCAGCAGGAAUUCCACCGCAGGUCGGCAAAGCUAGGGAUUCGGUACUAUCCAAUCGCUGACAACUUUCCUCUGGGCCGUCGCCAUCUGUGGUGUCCUGAUGGCAUCCACUUGAGCGAUGACCACGGGAUGCAUAUCCUCAAAGAACUGAUUUGGAUGUUUUCCUAUCAGUUCCUGGAGUUGUCAGCACCAAAGCCACUGGUGCAAAGUCCGGCAACUCCUCCUUACAAACCGAGGUUUGCGCCCCGUGUGGUAGUUAAGGGACAGGAACGUUCUCGUCCUUCUUCUCCUCUCCCUACCGAAUGGACGCUCGUGAGAUCCGGCAGGAAGAGGAACCUCUCGGGAGAAUCCGACUGUUUGUCUGAUUCACCCAAGAAAAGAGUGGUUCAUCACCAGCGGGACGACACUCCUGUGGCUUUAUCGGAGUGUGCCAUCCCGUCCAAUCCUGUCCGUUUCUCACCCGCUAUCUUGGUGGCCAUGGAAACAGUCUCUCCAUCGGCCGUUCCAGAUGUUCGCACAGGCACCGAGACAAAGCCUGUGGAACAUCAAAAAAAACCAGCUGUCUCAAAGUCUAGGCGCACGAGACAGAAAGUUUCUCCUGUAUCUUGUGUAACUCCUGCUACUAACACUGUUGUGCUUAAGCUGCCCAGGUUGCUGGUGUCUGAUGCUCGUCCUGCUUGUCCUCCUGUGGCGUCUGACUCUCCUGCUUCGGGACCUGCCUGUCGCUUGGAGGUUCCUUCUGGCCAGGGGACGACUGAGGACGUGGCCGACUUCCAGCGCACGCAAACAUCACCCAAAGGUCAGGCUGUUAACCCCGUUCCUUGCAGGUGUUCAACGGGGCUGCCACCGUCUCUUGUUGCAGGGACAUUUUUUGGUACUAAUCACUCUAGCUCUGAUACCAUAAUGUCAUGUAGUGUUGUAGCAGCAAUAAAACACCACAUUUCUCCCGUCUGUACCUGGAAGACGUCAGAUGUAGAUGAAGUCGGUGUAGAAGGUCGGAAGUUGGCGGAAUAUGUUGCUCGAGAGAGACCAAACAGAGGUCCAAAGCCGGAGUUGUGCAAGCUGGUUGAAGAUCUGACUAUUUUUGGUCGAAAGUGGAAAGUAGUAACUGGAAACAUUGUGUUUGGGACAUUUGGUUUUGAGCAGGAAGAGGAACUGUAUGAAAUAUUAAAUAAGUACUUGUUGAGAGAUGGAAUGUGUAUCUUUAGUCUUCAUGGUGCAACUAGCUUGAUAAUCCAGCAUGGACUCUACUUUGUCGUCGUGGACUUUGGAACACGGAAUUCACAGGGGUUGGCAUCUCAGUUCGGUACGUCGGUAGUCGUGUUUAACACGUGUUUAAAUGAUUUAAUGAUUCACCUUCUUAACCUCAGGGAAUCAUUAAAUGCGACCGAGUACGGAAUCUUUGCUAUUUCUGUACAAGAGAUGUACAGUAAUGUGGAGACAUGUGCAGCAGUUACUGCUGACAGACAGGCUACAGAUGCAUGCCAUAGUGCAAGUAGCCAUGUCGCAUCACUCAGUGGAUCGUUUCAUCAGGGUGAUGUUAAGUUUAAAUAUGCCGGGGUUCAGUGUACAGCCAUAAGUGCUGUUGCUUUAACAAAGCACACACUGGACAGCGUUUUUUCAUGGAAUGCUGACAUAUUGGAUGAUGUAGUUGUUUUGGGUGAUCAGCUAUAUACAUUUUUGCGUGACAACAAUUUAAUCAGUGGUGGAAGUCAGCUUCUCUCUGUUCCAGACUUGCCUAAAAAGAUGCAUGUUGAUGGGCAAAGUUUUGAGUAUGCUUAUGGGGACUAUGUUGCUGGAGCUAUUGAUACACUGGAUCCAGAUCUUCUUGAAUCAGGUGUGCACACUAGUCUUUGGGAUGGACUCAGUAAGAUGUGUGCAAAAUAUGAAACCAACUUUAUUACAAUAAGUGGCAGUACUUGUGCCCUUAUUAGUUCUAAUGGACGUUAUGCUGUUGUGGACUCUCAUGCACGUAACACCGACGGCAUGGUACAUGCAACUGGAAAGAGUGUUGUCCUUUACUUCAACACUCUUGAUGAUGUUUUUGUGUACAUUGAAAGGUUUUCUGGUCAACUGAAUGUCACUCCCAAAUUAUUUGAGAUCAGUGGAGUUGAUAUUGUUCAGACAGGCUCAAGUAAAAUUGCAUCUGAACAUGUAGCUGCUGUUCCAGGGAGCAGCAGUGGUGUUUUUGAUCACACCUUUACAGGUGUUGACAUGCAGGACGAUUCUUGUGGAGAACAUUCAUCCCAACUUGACAUGUCAGACAUGGAUGAUGAUGUAGUUGUUACUGGUGUCCAAAGUAAGGUAUUGUAUUUUAACCCUGUCUCUGAAGAGAUUGCGCGGUCACUGUGUGGAAAGUUGAAUGUGGAGUAUCAACGGGCAAAUUCUGUAUCUUGUGUGGUCGGGGAACUGGGUGUGCCUUGUCUGACGGAAAAAAUUGUUGGAGAUGGAAACUGCUUUUUCAGAGCACUUAGUCAAGCCAUCAGUGGUACCCAGAAAAAUCAUCGCAAAAUUAGGCUUGCUGUUGUUAAACAGUUACAAAGGAAUUCUCACACAUAUGAUAGUAUUUUAAGAAGUGAGUAUUCCUCCAUAUCACAAUAUAUUGCUGUUUCAAGAAUGCAAUAUGUUGGCAGUUGGGCAACUGAAGUAGAAAUUAAGGCUUCAGCUGAUUAUUUUGGUGUUAACAUUUUCACAUUUUGUGACGAUAAAUGGCUUGAAUACAGUUCUUUGAGUAGUUUGUCCAAUCAUGCUCUUUAUUUGCAAAAUAUUAGCGGUAAUCAUUAUGAGACGGUUACUUGUGUGAAACAGCCUCGGUCACAAACAUGUUAUGGUUAUUGCAUGAAUAGCGAUCUUUCUGGGGAAUAUAAAACUCGGAAGCUCUUUGGUACUUGA
Messenger RNA from Xiphophorus maculatus (southern platyfish), 3454 nucleotides. RefSeq lists its product as uncharacterized. The transcript has 14 exons. The record is from RefSeq and is a predicted model, not a curated record. Gene Ontology annotation, molecular function: cysteine-type deubiquitinase activity. Bases 20 to 3454 code for a protein of 1144 amino acids. NCBI's taxonomy places the organism in Eukaryota, Metazoa, Chordata, Actinopteri, Cyprinodontiformes, Poeciliidae. Gene Ontology annotation, biological process: protein deubiquitination.